AUGAAGACCGUGGUCCUUCUCGCCCUCUUCGGCUGCUCUAACGCCUUCCUCUUCUCACUCCUCGGCCUCGGAGGCGGCGGCAGCGGUGGCGGAUGCUGUGCUCCAAAACCAGCUUGCGGAGGAGGAUGUGGCGGUGGAGGCGCCCCAGCUGGUGGAGGUUACGCUGUUGCUCCAGCAGCUCAAGCUGCUUAUGCUCCACCACCCCCACCACCACCACCACCAGCGCCAAUCGGUGGUGGAUAUGCUGGAGCUGGAGGUUUCGGUGGAGCCGGAGGAUAUGGAGGAUCUGGAGCCGGAGGAUCAUACCAAGCCGCUCCAGCUAUUGGAGGAGGUGGUUUCGGAGGAGCCCCACAAGGUGGUUACGCUGGAGCCGGAGGAUUCGGAGGAUCGCAAGGAGGAGCUGGAGGAUACGCUCAAAGAGGACAAGGUGGAUUCGGAGGAGCCUCCCAAGGAGGAGCCGGAGGAUACGCUCAAGGAGGACAAGGUGGAUUCGGGGGAGCCUCUCAAGGAGGAGCUGGAGGAUACGCCGGAGCUGGACAAGGAGGAUUUGGAGGAGCUCAUGGAGGACAAGGAGGAUACGCUGGCGCCGGACAAGGAGGAUUCGGAGGAACAUCCCAAGGAGGAGCUGGAGGAUACGCCGGAGCCGGACAAGGAGGAUUCGGAGGAGCGCAAGGAGGACAAGGAGGAUAUGCCGGAGGCGCUCAACAAGGAGGACAAGGAGGAUACGCUGGAUCUUCCCAAGGAGGAGCCGUCGGAUACGGAGGACAGGUCGCUCAAGCCAUCGAAGGAGGAGCUGGAUACCAACAAUCUGCUGUGAGCUCCGGAGGACAACAACAAUACCAACAACAGCAGACCGCUAUCGUCUCUGCUCCAGCCCCAGUCCAACAGCAGACCUACCAGGAGCAAGCUCCAGUUCAGGCACAACAGGAGACCGUUGUUCAACAACAAACUUUCGAGGCUGCACCAGCUCAAACUCAAGAAUACUCAUCCCAGGCCACUGAACAAGUCGUCGAGACCUCCGCUUCUGCUUCCAGCGGAUACCGCAAGCACCUCUCCAAGGCUUAA
Molecule: messenger RNA, 1065 nt
Organism: Caenorhabditis briggsae
Lineage: Eukaryota; Metazoa; Nematoda; Chromadorea; Rhabditida; Rhabditidae
Exons: 3
Coding region: 1-1065 (354 amino acids)
Source: RefSeq, a predicted model, not a curated record